Messenger RNA from Huiozyma naganishii CBS 8797, 543 nucleotides. It is a transcript of the gene IRC21, whose product is annotated as Irc21p. NCBI's taxonomy places the organism in Eukaryota, Fungi, Ascomycota, Saccharomycetes, Saccharomycetales, Saccharomycetaceae. The transcript has a single exon. The coding region runs from base 1 to 543 and encodes 180 amino acids. Gene Ontology annotation, molecular function: heme binding. The record is from RefSeq and is a predicted model, not a curated record.
AUGGACCCACCGGAAAUCCGUAAACCUUCUGUAAGGAUCGUUACAAACGGUAGCAAUGCCCUCCCCAACAGAAACAACACUGGAACGGCCAAGCGAAAGAAAGUAAGAUUGCAACCGGGACACAGUGCGCUAGAUUGGAGCCACAAAGUGGUCACCGAUGGUGCUAAGGGGCUGCUUAUAACUGGGUUGGACACUUUGGUACAAGAUAGUGAGUUUCAAAGACUCAAUGCAGGGACCGUUAUGAACCAAGUGGCGCAUCGCAUCCCAACGUAUAAGAUCAGGCCGCUGAUGGCCAUAAAUUCCAAGAUUCUUAAAAAUCAUCAAGACUAUCUCUCAAAGCACGAUUUUUGGGCAGUCUACAAGGGCAAAGUGUACUGUUUGAGUUACUAUUUGGAUUUCCACCCUGGGGGCAUCGAGAUUAUUAUAGAUCAUGCCACGAGGGAUCCACCGGAUAUCCGUGGGGCAUUUGACAGAUAUCAUAGAUGGGUGAGCGCAGAGAAACUACUCGAGACUUGCCUCGUAGGUAAAUACGUGGAAGAUUAA